AUGGAACUUGGGACUAUUGGUCCACUCACAUUAGAUUCAGCAUCAAAUUGUUCUGAUCUUCAUAUAGGUCAACGAGAUUAUCAGCCAUCUACUGUUAUACAAAAAGCCAACAUAAAUUCAACAGUCUGUGAAUUCUAUAAUCAAUCAGUAACAGAACAUUUAGAAAUACUUCAUAUGAAUAUUGAUAAAAAUAAUAAUGAUAAUGGUAAUUCAUUUAGUAAAAUCAAAUACAAUAACUACAUAUCACCAACAUAUAUCCCUUGUACAUUGAAUAAUAAACAUUCAAUUGAUCCAAUAGUGAUAACGAAAUCAUCAUCAGCUGGAUUGUUAUCAAAUGAUAGAUUAACAGAGUUAAUAUCUACCAGUCAUAAUACAUCUACAGGAGUCCAAACUAAUAAUUGUGUUCUAAGUAAAGAAAUAUCAUUGAACACAACUAAUGACAUAACAUCAACUGUACUAAUCAAUAAAUCGAUUUCAAAAAUAAAUGAAUCCAUGUACUAUAAUCAACAUAUAUCUAUGAAUAAACAAUUAUUGGAUGAAAAUAAAAGUCUUACAAGAUGUACCGUUAUAGAUCCUUCAAUGACUAUGGCAACAACAACAACAAUGAUGACAUCAGUACAUUCAAUGAAUAUCGCAUCGUCAACAUCAAGAGUAUUGGUAAGUGCAACGAGGACGACAACAACAACAACAGCAACAGUAACAACUUCUACAAUGUCGAGUGUAUUACAACAGUCAACUAUGAAACCGACUAGUAGAACACCAUCUCCACCAAUGUUAACAGCGAAUAAACAAUAUUUAUCAUCUGAAAUGGAAUUUUCUAAAUUUUCCAGUUUAUUAUCAUCUUAUUCAUCAUCUUUAUCAUCACUGAAUAACUUAAAUCAAAGGGAGAAUAAUGAUAUGGUUGUUAGUUGUCAUGAUACUAUGAAUACUGGUAUUACUCCAUGUCUAUCAUCUUCUCAAUGUAAAUCAGAAUUAUACAUACCUUUAUCAAUAAAUGAUUCUAUAAUAACUAGCAAAUCAUCAACCUCAGUUCCACCGUUUACAUCCUCCUCUUCGUUAUCGUUAUCAUCACCGUUGCAUCAAUUGAACCAAUUGAUAAAUGCAAAUGACUCUCCGCGUUCAAUACCAGACAGAUAUUUCAAUAAACUGACAAGUAUACCUGUAACCACAGUAACUGUAGCGGAAGGAAUGACUACAACGACUUCAUUAGGCCUUUCAGUACCUUCUAUACCGUUAAAUACUUCAUCUGUAGUCAAUAUAAAAUCUUCUUCACCACAGACCUCACCUUUGUUGACUAUGUCAUCAUCGGCAUCAUCGUCAUCAUCAUCACUGUCGUUGUCAUCGUCAUCAAUAUUAGGUUAUGCCAAUCCUGAAGUGAAUAAUACUAAUAUUAAUAAUGGUAAUAAUAAUAAUAACAAUAAUAAUGGUAACUCAUACGGACUGGAUCAAUUUAAUAAUCUAAGUCAUCUACAAAAUGCUCAUUUACUAACAGAUCUAGAAAAUUCUAAAUUUUCAAUUCAGUCCCAUCUAGAGCAAUUUCCAGUGAAUUCACUGCGUACAACUUGUGUUACUUUUUCUACGCAUACAACUCCAAGUAAUACUACUCAUAAAAUAAGUAGUGCAUCAGUUGUUCAAUCACAACAGCUCCAUCAUCACAAAGAACAACAAUUAACAGGAACAUCUUCAACAUUCAUGAAUCCGUUAUCGAUGAUGUACGAGAAUAUGAAUAUGAAAAAGGCUAUUACAGAUACCUACCACCACCAUCAUCAUCAUCAUCAACUCCACCCCCAUCCUUAUCAUGUUCAACAACAUCAACCUCAGACACAAAGACAUCACAUAAAUAGUCCAUAUUCGAAUAGUUUAUCAACGUCAUUGUCACUCCCAACACAGCCACCAUUACUGUCCAGUACUAAUUUACACUUAACUCACUUUCAAUAUCCAUUUAGCAGUGGUAAAAAUAAUGACACUACUACUACUAAUAAUAAUAAUAGUAAUAAUAGCAGCAGUAACACUAAUAAUAAUAAUAAUGGUCAAACUGAUCGAAUAAAUACUAUAUGUGAUGAAUUCCUGCCUUCAGAGUGUAGAUCUACAAGUGGAGAAGUACGCUCGAGGAAGAAACGUAAACCGUAUACACGUUAUCAGACUAUGGUUUUAGAAAAUGAAUUUAUGGGCAAUGCAUAUAUUACAAGACAGAAACGAUGGGAGAUUUCAUGUAAAUUACACCUAACAGAAAGACAAGUGAAAGUCUGGUUUCAAAAUAGACGAAUGAAAAAGAAGAAAUUACAAUCACGUAAUCAUCAUUCAACUGGAAAUAAUGCAUUAGCUGGUAGCCUUUCAGAGUCUGGCAAUGAAUUAUCUGGUAAAGAUGGUGUUGAAUGUAUGCUGGACGAUGGUGAAGAUGACGAUGAAGAUGAUCAAGUUGAUGAUGAUGGAGAGGAGGAAGAGGAGGAAGAAGAAGAUGAAGAAGAAGAGGAAAGAGAUGAUACUGAAGAAUUUGGAACUAGUAAUCCAUUUGAACGGCAUCAUCGUCUUCAUCAAAAUCUUCAACAUCAUCAUCAUCAUCAACAACAACAAUAUAAUCGGAUAUUGAAUAGCUUUGAUAGUCAUGUUCAGCAGUCUAACAACAAUACUAUGAAUAAUAAUGAUAUUAGUAUUAGGGGACAACUUAAACAAAUUGCAAUUAUGAAGAAAAUUGAUAAAAACUCAGAUACAACUACUAUUGAUGAAUAUGAAGAAGAUUCGAUAAAGAAUGAAAAACUUAAAGGGGAACAUGAAUUUUUGAAUAGUCUAAGUCCGGAUGUGUAUUCAAAUACACCAUCAUACUUUAUGGAGUCGAUUAAUGAAUAUACAAAUAGUGGUAGUAAUAACAGUGAUAAAAUUUGUAGUCGUAUGCGAUUCGAUAAAUUAUCCCAAGAAUUAUUUCAUCCAAUUUAUCAUUCUUCAAUCGAGAAUAAUCUGAUUAAUUCUGAGGUCAGUUUCAAUCCUGUUAAUGUGAAUAUGAUGAACAUGGAUAGAGAUCUUUUGUUGGAUCCUUUGAAAGAAUCAACAAGAAGUCAGUUGACCAACUCAGACCAAAACAAAUAUGCCGAAUGUCAUCCAGAUUGGUCAGUAGAUGAUAGUAAUCACAAUAAUAAUAAUAAUAAUAAUAAUAAUAAAAAUUAUGAUAUAAACUUCUCAUCUACAUUAGUACCAACAUCAAGAACACCUAUUAAACCAGUAAACUAUUUCACACAUUUACCACCAUCACCUAAGUGGAAUAUACAAAGAGAUUACCAUGCAAUCUGUUCUAUGUCGACUAGUCCAUUUCAUUCAGUAGCUAGUUCCAAGUUAAAUAAUUCAACACAAUGUCGUCGAUCUCAUCAGAAACCUGAUCUUUCUCUUCAUCAUCUUCAAGAACAGUGCUCAAAUAUAAAUCACUCCAUAUCAGAUGAAGUUAUCCAUAGAAGAGGAAGUCUUAGUGAAAGUGAUAUAUCAUCUUUACCAUUAAGUGAACAUAAUUUGUUGAACAAAGAUGAUUUUAUUACUGAUAAUCAAUCAUCUUUAUCUAGACUUCAACGUUCUAUGUUAUAUCCAAAUUCGUAUUAUUUACCAAAUCCAUAUACUACGGGGGAUUAUUUUCAAAAAGCAUUGAAUUCCAAUGAAAAUAAUUUCAAUUUAUUAGCCAAUUAA
This is a messenger RNA of Heterobilharzia americana, 3669 nucleotides long. Lineage: Eukaryota; Metazoa; Platyhelminthes; Trematoda; Strigeidida; Schistosomatidae. The record is from the annotation of a GenBank genome assembly.